CAAGCAAUCAUCAACCCACCAGCCAGACGCGGCGAGACGUGACCGUCCGUCGCUUCAUACUUAGGUCUACAACAAACUCGGCUCGACAAGACAAGCAAGGAGCACCCUACACACGCACCCACAGCCAUGUCCACCUUGGCUAGCCCUCAGAAGCCACAGAAGCCGGCGAACCGUCGGCGAAGCUCGAGUGUCACCAACGCGCUCAAGCAGAUUCCUCUCAACCAGCACACGUCCACAAUGGCAGCCAGCAGCUCCGAGGUCCAGCCGCUGCCAAAGGGCAAGCCCCGCCCCUCGUCGGACGGCUUGCCGGAGAGGUACCACUCGCUCGGGUUCAAGGAGGACCUGCGGACCGGUCGUUGGAUGCUGGUUCCUUCCUCGGCCUUCAUCCUCAUGAUCAUCCCUAUCCUCCUCUGGGCCAACCAGUGGAUCCUCAUCGACACGGGCAUGAUGGGCCCGUUCACCUGGAACCCGUUCGAGCACCUCCUCUUCGUUAGCUACAAGCUCCCGAACGGCAAGUAUGUCAAGGGUCUUUACGACUUUGUCUUCAUCGCAUACUACAUUGUGGUUUGGUCCUUCGUUCGCCAGUUUGUGACUCUCUACGUUCUGCGCCCGCUGGCCAAGUCGCUCGGUAUCAAGGGCGCCAAGAUCAUGCGCUUCACCGAGCAGGGCUACGCCAUCUUCUACUUUGGCAUCAUGGGCACAGCCGGUAUCGCCGUCAUGCGCCAGCUGCCUACCUGGUGGUACAAGACCGAGUACUUCUUCAUCGACUACCCCCACCGGGAGAUGCCCUGGGGCCUGAAGACCUACUACCUCGUGCAGGCUGCCUACUGGUGCCAGCAGACCAUCAUCCUCGCCCUCAAGAUUGAGAAGCCCCGCAAGGAUUUCCACGAGCUCGUCGCUCACCACGCCGUCACCCUGUGGCUCAUUGGAUGGAGCUACGGUAUCUCGGUAGGUUUGAUGACGAGGCACCUGGUCGCGUGGCCGACUAACCUUCCUCAGCUCACGUACAUUGGUGUCUCCAUCUUCGUGUCCAUGGACGUGUCCGACAUCUUCUUGGCGCUUGCCAAGUGUGUCAACUACGUCAGCGAGUCGGCCUCUACGCCGUUCUUUGCCGUCUUUGUUGGAGUCUGGACCUACUUCCGUCACUACCUCAACCUGUGGAUUCUGUGGGGCGUGUACACGCAAUUCGACCUCAUCCCCUAUGACCAGCGUGCCACCUGGCGGCCACUGGAGGACAUGUGGAUGGUGUGGUGGAUGAAGUGGCAGAUCUUUGCCCCCAUCUUCCUCCUCCAGUGCAUCAACCUGUUCUGGUACUUCCUCAUCUGGCGUAUUCUCUUCCGCAUCGUCUUCCUCAAGGUGGUCAAGGAUGAGCGCUCGGACGAUGAGUCGGAGGAGGAGGAGCCCCAGAAGACUGUCGCCGGUGCCGACAAGGCCCAGUAAGAACUGAGGCUUCGACUCCGGCUUGAUGCCGAUCACUUAGAAGCAUAAGCCUAACCGACCAAGGUGGAGGCGGCCAAGGCGGUUAUCUUAGGCUGUUGCUGUGCUGCAGCAACCCCGUUCAUCCCAUCCCUCCCCUACUAUUUAUACGGCCUGCCUGGCGUUGACGUACCGCGGGUUCUAAUGCAUGUGAAGGUG
Messenger RNA from Vanrija pseudolonga, 1635 nucleotides. Its product is annotated as Sphingosine N-acyltransferase-like protein FUM17. NCBI's taxonomy places the organism in Eukaryota, Fungi, Basidiomycota, Tremellomycetes, Trichosporonales, Trichosporonaceae. Gene Ontology annotation, molecular function: sphingosine N-acyltransferase activity. The record is from RefSeq and is a predicted model, not a curated record. Gene Ontology annotation, biological process: ceramide biosynthetic process. Gene Ontology annotation, cellular component: membrane. The coding region runs from base 127 to 1440 and encodes 437 amino acids. The transcript is spliced from 13 exons.